Messenger RNA from Dufourea novaeangliae, 668 nucleotides. RefSeq names its product 60S ribosomal protein L19 (gene RpL19). The record is from RefSeq and is a predicted model, not a curated record. Gene Ontology annotation, molecular function: RNA binding; structural constituent of ribosome. NCBI's taxonomy places the organism in Eukaryota, Metazoa, Arthropoda, Insecta, Hymenoptera, Halictidae. The transcript is spliced from 4 exons. Gene Ontology annotation, cellular component: ribosome; cytosolic large ribosomal subunit. Bases 17 to 619 code for a protein of 200 amino acids. Gene Ontology annotation, biological process: translation.
ACUCAUAGACUCCGUCAUGAGUUCGUUAAAGUUACAGAAGAGGCUUGCAGCCUCUGUUAUGCGAUGCGGCAGAAAGAAGGUUUGGUUGGAUCCUAAUGAAAUCAAUGAAAUUGCAAACACGAAUUCUCGACAAAGUAUUAGGAAACUGAUCACAGAUGGUCUCAUCAUUAAGAAGCCUGUAGCUGUUCAUUCCAGAGCACGUGUCCGUAAAAAUACUGAAGCCAGACGUAAGGGACGUCACUGUGGUUUUGGUAAGAGAAAGGGUACAGCGAAUGCUCGAACUCCACAAAAGGAUCUGUGGAUUCAAAGAAUGAGAGUUCUCCGUCGACUCUUGAAGAAAUAUCGUGAGACAAAGAAGAUUGAUAGACAUCUAUACCACUCCUUGUACAUGAAGGCUAAGGGUAAUGUGUUCAAGAAUAAGAGAGUCUUGAUGGAAUUUAUUCACAAGAAGAAGGCUGAGAAGGCAAGAGCAGAAAUGCUUUCUGAUCAAGCCGAAGCGCGUCGUACUAAAGUAAGGGAGGCGCGUAAACGAAGGGCAGAACGUAUCGCUACGAAGAAACAAGAGUUACUACAGUCGUAUCAACGCGAGGACGAAGCAGCGGCAGCGCAGAAGAAGUGAUUUAAGAAUCAUAAAAACUAUUGUAAAAAUAAAACAUAAAAAGACAAAA